GCCACUGUCAUCUUUGUCCCCAACAACCACCGGCCCAGGUCGAUCCCGCCUUCUCCACCAUUUCCCACAGUCUCGUCGCAGUAGAAAACGAUGAACGGGAACAAAGCGUCUCCCUUGAGGGACAAAUUAGUCUCAAAUUCGCCAGAUCCCGUCAAAUCGUCUAUUUUGAGGGAGUCGGGCAUGGGAUGGAGUCCGUCCGAUGCCACCAGCGGAAACGGAACAAAGACAUCUCCUCUGCGCUUUUCAAAGCGUGACAUCCCUGUCCGACCACCGAUGCCAGACCUUGCUCGUCGUUCCUCGUCGAGCUACCGUCAUCUUCGCAACAACAACCUUGUUUCUAAAUCUCCUUUCAAGUCUCAAAUUCCUAUGCCUUCCACUCCUUCGCGUAAUGCACACCCUGAGUUACCGUCUUCUCGUCGUGUCUCCGGAGAAAAACGUCCCAGGCCUACGUCCCUGCACGACCAAUCGGAGACAGAGAACGAGCGCCCGUUUGCUCUGAAGAGGGAAAGGCGUCAGUCCAAGACCUUUCAAGGGCUUAUCAACAAAGAGUCAGUCAAGAAAAGCCCUUUCUUGCACACAUCGAAUACAGAGGAGUCUGCCACCUCAGAUUGCCAAUCGGAACCUGUUGUUUUCCAGCCGCCUCCUACAUAUCCAGUCUCGCCGUCCAGAAUAUCGGCGCCUCUGCCCAGUAGUGCUUCACCUGCCCGCUCAUCUCUUGUUUCCAGGCGCUUGCAUGGUCCGCGACUAAGCGGGCGGCGAGAGCGAAGGAAGACAGUCACCUUCGACGAACGUUGCGACGUCGUUGAGUUUGACCGCGAGGAAGAGGAUAUCAGUGACGAUGCUCUGGGGAGUGAUUAUUCCGACCAUGAGGGCUUUGAGGAGGAUUAUGACGGUGUCGGGGAUGUCGAUUCUUUUUUCCAAGGGCCCAACAGCAGUGGUGAGGCCGAUGACCAUCCGGAUGACUCGUACGAAAGUAUCGAGAUUUCUGACUCUGGGCAAAAGCUGGAGCUAGAUCCUGAUACUAGCAUCACUGGCCUAGUCGAUGCAAUGUUUGGAUCUCGUCAAACAAGUACUCCGCCGCGUCACAAUACUGACAUACCUACCGACCUUGACACCGAGGAUGGGGUUCCUUUUGGCCGCACCCAUCAUGCUGAAAGAGCUGCACACCAUCGCCAAGAGUUCACACCGCCUGUCGGGAUUCCUUUUAAUCCAUCGUCGACGCUGCGUUCCGCUUCAGAGUCUCCCAUUGCCCCAUCCCAACGAAUGCUCGCGACCCCGCCCAUAGAUGACUCUUUCAGUGGCUCUGACAAACACGGAGACGGCGGAAAUGCAGACAUACAGAAGUUACCUGAAUCACCUUCUCCUAUGAAGCCUCGUCCUAGCCCUCGCGCUUCAGUUUCCAGACUUUCUGGCGGUUCUCCGGCCCAACCAGGGAUAUCUGGUCCUGAUCCAUUCGCUCUGCCAAGUCUAAAGGACGCAUCCCUUCCGGACGAAUGCGACGGCAGAGAAGAUUCUGCCAACUUUUCAUUACCAGUAUCAGGUGUGAGUAUCGGUGCAAUAGAAGCAGAGUUCAAAGUCCAUAAUACGCCACUAUCCGAAGAACCUAAGCCCGCGUUUGAUGAUUCGGUGCGCAGUUCUCCUUCCGCAUCGUCCCCUAGUCCAGCGCGGAGAUCACCUUUGCCGCCCAUCCCAACAGAGGCGGGCAUGCCUGCAUCUUACGCAUCCCCCACAGUGCAUCCUACUUCCAGCGUCGAAACGCUUACCAGCUUUAGCCACCUACGAUCUCGCAUCAGCAGGGAGGAUAUUCAAAAGCGUCUUAGUCGACAGUUAAACACAGGUAGUCCGAGCCCAGCAAACAGCCCACGCCCUUUUGAUAGGCCACGUUCCCUAGACAGCCCACGCCAUAGCUUCACGGACAGUCCGCGCAUCGCUACUACCGACUUUUCAAGGGCUACCGAAAGUCCUUGGCCUGUCGAUAGUCCUCUACGUGGCAACGGUCCACAACCAGUGGAUCCCUAUGAGGCCGUCGAUGUCGCGAGUCUGCUAUCAGCCGAUACGGCAGGACCGGCAGAUAGUCCUCAUGGGAGCCUUAACUCCUCAAGAAGUCCUACCGAUGACAGACGACAAGACGAGGAGAAGGAUCGUGAUACUACUUCAAUCAUGACUGCGAUGACAGACGCCAGCAUUACCAGUUCAGAAACAGCCGUUAUCCAGACUGCCGAGAAGAAGGUUAUUGGUGCCAUUGGCAUUGCCAGCUCCGACUAUCAUGAGGAGCCAUCGGUCGUCCAUGAGGAGUUUGGAAUGCUAAAGCCUGCAGAUAGUGGACAGAGGCUGAAGUUUGAUUUUGGAAGCAAGUUCGGAUUGGGAGGACUUGGUAUUGACGAUAUAGAGCUGGAUGAGACAGAAAGUCCUUUCGCGUCGAAGUUGGAAUUAACGCCUACAAGCGGUAAUCUGGAUACGGCUCCAACGAAAAGCACUGCCAGGACCCAAGUAGCAUCAGUGGACGUUGACAUGGAUAUGCGAAGUGCUCUCGAUAGGCUGCUGGACGACGUUGCAGGCCAUCAGGUUGAACAAGAUGACCUUAUGAUGACUGAAGACGGUGAUGCCUCCUGCGCCUCUGAGGAGAAAACUGAUACUGAGGCGUCACCGAGCAAGCCUCGCCUCAUGGAGAGGGCUGCCACGGAUUCCGCGCUGGUCGUCAAUAGUCCUGGCAGUGGGGUGGUUAGCAGAAGUGUCAGCGGGUCUUCGGCAUCUUCCGACCCUCCCCCUGUUCCGCCUAAAGAUAACAUACGUUCCCGUGAGGCCAUGAUAUUAGAGAAACGACGCGAGAUGAGAAGGUUGGAAGAAGAGGAAGAGGUGGAGUUUUUGAGUCGGGCGGCGAAACGAGAUAAUCAUCCCAUGGUCAACACAGGGAGACCCAGCAGGAGGCGAAGCCGAAGCACUGGAGAUGUCGAAGGUAUUCGAGGAAAUAUGCGGCGUGGUGCCGACGGAAAGUUAUUGGAUGUCGUGGCACCCACGAGUGAUGAUCCUCUCGCCGACAGCAUUGAAAAGGAGUUAAAGAAGUUAGAGGAACCAAGUAAAAGUAAAUAUCAUGUCCGACAACAUGAAGGGACAAUCUACGCGUCGUCGGAUACUGAUAGGGUAUCACAUAUGGCUGGCGCAGGCGAUGUGAAUGCCGGAAAGGCAUGGCGGCCGGUGCGGAGGCCGUCAGAUAUGAAUGAGUACGCGAAACAGAUCAAAGAAUAUCGAGCCCAGGAGAAGCCAGGAAAAGCCUAUGGGAAAGUAUUCGUGAAAGUCUUGGGAUUGCGUGGCAUUCGGGUGCCGAUGCCCAAAGAACCGACGGCGGUAUCAUGCACUCUUAACAACGGUAUACACUUUGUCACAACACCCGAGUGCAAAUUUACUACAGAUAGUCCUAUCAACCAAGAAUUUGAACUAAUCGAACAUAGCAAACUGGAAUUCACACUCACCCUGAAGAUUCGUCGGGACCCUCAUAUUAUCACUCAGUUUAAAGCCGUCGUGCCACAACCUCCCCCCCAAGCCGUGGCUCCACCACCUGUCAUUACGCAUGCAUCCUCAAAAACGGGCAUGCGCAGUUUCUUCUCUUCGUCUCCUAAAAAGCCGAAGGAGAAGCUGAAGCAUCCUGUUCCCGCUGCCGUGCAGGUACCUAUUGUACAGACGCCGCGGCGACUCGUUGAGAACCUAGCACGCUACUUGAAGCCCGACGGGACUCUUGCGCGGGCCUUCAUUGCGUUCAAGGAUGUUGCCCACCGUUGUGAUACCAGACUAUUCGAGACUGCGUUUCCAUUGAUCGGACAAAGUUUAGAGCCAGACAACAAGGUCUCAACCCUACAGGUUGGGGAAAUUGUGCUCCAGAUUUUUAGGUUGCCGCCGCUGCCAGGCAUCACACCUGAUGAACUACCGCAAAGCCUUGAAGAAUGCCACCGCGGCUUGCGCCAUAUCAACUGGCACAAGGUAACCUACUUUGAAGGAACUCUUACCCAGAGCGGAGGGGAUUGCAGUUCGUGGCGUCGUCGACAGUUUCGGGUUAUAGGAUCGGACCUCGUUGCCUUUAACAACGUCACUAAGAGAGUGACAGCAACCAUUGACCUCAAGAAAGCGACUGCUAUUGAAGAUGAUCAACCGAAGGAGAAAGCAUUAAGUCCUGGUGCACGUAGUCGAUAUGCUGAUGAGUAUGAUGGAAUGUAUGGGGUGGAACGCUCGUUCCGCUUGAUUUUCCCGGAAGAUGAAAUCGCGUUCUUCGCUGACACAGACGAAGAAAAGGCACGAUGGUUGGAUGUGCUCCGUGCCCUUGUUGGUCACAUACCACCUCACCCUUUAUGGGCAGAACUGCUCUGGCAGCGUCAAGAAGAGCUCUCAAAGAAGACCAAGAGUGGCUCGGCGCCAAUGCGUCCAUCAUCUUCAAAGACUUUGACCGUAACGUAGAUCGUUUAGGCUUAUCUUGUGCAUAUUUUGCUUUACGAAGGAAUUUUCUCCUUUUCGACAGACUCUUCUCUUUCAGAUUCACGCUACCGUGUAUUGUGUGCUACUUACUUAUUAUUGUAUAUGUCCCCUCCACUACGGGGCUCGCAGAUAUCUAUUGCAUGAUAAUGCCAAACCAGAUUCACACGAAAGUACUGUAGCAAACGUAUAUCUGUAAUAAGAAUAUUUCUACUAUUACAGUA
Molecule: messenger RNA, 4685 nt
Organism: Guyanagaster necrorhizus
Lineage: Eukaryota; Fungi; Basidiomycota; Agaricomycetes; Agaricales; Physalacriaceae
Exons: 9
Coding region: 91-4446 (1451 amino acids)
Molecular function (GO): GTP binding
Source: RefSeq, a predicted model, not a curated record